CCAACAGUUCCCGCUCCGCUGCCACUGAGGAGGGAGGUGUAGGGGACACGGCUUUAUAUCUAUAUUUUUUAUUAUUAUUACUGUUAUUUUUCUUUUGAGGGGGAUGCUGAGAAAGCGAGCCGUUCCCCUCCCGUGUAGCACAUUGCCUGGGCGUUCCUAUUAUGGAAGUUAAGUGAGAAACUCUGCAGCUUGAACUGAUUUGGGGAGAGAAAGGGAGAGAGAAAGGGGUAGGGGGAGGGCGAGAGGAAGGCAAAAUAGCCGAACCAAACCAAUGGUUUUCCUGCAAAGUGCCGGGAAGUUUGCAGAGCACUUUCUAGGAAUCAGGUCCUUUCUCAGAGUCUCUCCUUGUCUUCCGAAGAAAGAGCUUGCUUUUGGAUUGCCAUGGAUCCUAAAGAGAGUCUUAGACACACUUGAAUAAUUCCCCUGCUUGGGCUGGAUUGGUGGGAAUUUAGGAAGGAGCGUGUGUGCAAAGCAGAAGCCUUCGGAGCUCACUCGCUGCUUCUCUAAUCUGUAUGGAUCUAAAAGUGUCACAUUCAAGACCUUUGCAUCUCCAGCUUUUGAAUUGAAGAUUUCCCUUUCCACAUUAAGUAGCUGCUAGGAAACUGAAAACUUUUGGACCUACCUCUUACUGGCUUUGGAUACUUUUUUCUUUUUUCUCUCUUUUUUUUUUUUUUUUCUUUCCUUUUUUCCCCUCCCGUUUUUUAAAAUCUCUGUGGAAUUGGUCUCGCAAGCUAUCGGAAUUGUUUUUAAUAUGUCAAAAUGGGUCUGCUGACGCCACUCCUGCUCUUCGGAUUUGCAUUUUUUCAAGUCUAUGGAUCCCGUCUCCGCCAAGAGGACUUUCCACCACGGAUUGUUGAGCAUCCUUCAGAUGUGAUAGUGUCCAAAGGAGAGCCAACUACUCUGAACUGCAAGGCAGAGGGAAGGCCGACCCCCACCAUCGAGUGGUACAAGGAUGGUGAGCGGGUGGAGACGGACAAGGAUGACCCGCGCUCCCACCGGAUGCUGCUGCCCAGCGGAUCUUUAUUUUUCUUACGCAUCGUGCACGGGCGCAGGAGUAAACCCGACGAGGGCAGCUACGUUUGUGUAGCAAGGAACUACCUUGGAGAAGCUGUGAGUCGCAAUGCAUCUCUGGAAGUGGCAUUGCUACGGGAUGACUUCCGCCAAAACCCUACAGAUGUGGUGGUGGCAGCUGGAGAGCCUGCAAUCCUGGAGUGCCAGCCCCCUCGAGGGCACCCCGAGCCCACCAUCUACUGGAAGAAAGAUAAAGUCAGGAUUGACGACAGAGAGGAGCGGAUCAGUAUCCGUGGUGGGAAGCUGAUGAUCUCCAACACCAGAAAAAGUGAUGCAGGAAUGUACAUCUGUGUGGGGACCAACAUGGUGGGGGAGCGUGACAGUGACCCUGCAGAGCUGACUGUCUUUGAGCGGCCCACGUUUCUCAGGCGACCGAUUAACCAAGUGGUGCUGGAGGAGGAGGCCGUGGAUUUCCGGUGCCAGGUGCAGGGGGAUCCCACGCCCACAGUCCGGUGGAAGAAAGAUGAUGCAGACUUACCGAGAGGAAGGUAUGACAUCAAAGACGACUACACGCUGCGCAUUAAGAAAGCCAUGAGCACGGAUGAAGGCACCUACACCUGCAUCGCUGAGAAUCGCGUGGGCAAGGUGGAAGCCUCUGCUACGCUCACCGUGCGAGCUCGCCCCGUUGCUCCCCCACAGUUUGUGGUGAGACCACGAGACCAGAUUGUAGCCCAGGGUCGAACUGUGACUUUUCCUUGUGAAACUAAAGGAAAUCCCCAGCCAGCUGUUUUCUGGCAAAAAGAAGGAAGUCAGAACCUACUCUUCCCAAACCAGCCUCUGCAGCCCAACAGCAGAUACUCCGUGUCACCAACUGGGGACCUCACCAUUACCAACAUCCAGAGGUCUGAUGCAGGCUACUACAUUUGUCAAGCACUGACGGUUGCUGGAAGCAUUUUAGCAAAGGCUCAGCUGGAGGUUACUGAUGUCUUGACAGAUCGGCCUCCGCCCAUCAUCCUCCAGGGCCCCGUCAACCAGACCCUGGCCGUGGAUGGCACAGCUCUGCUCAAGUGCAAGGCCACCGGUGACCCCCUCCCCGUCAUCAGCUGGCUCAAGGAAGGGUUCACCUUCCUGGGCCGGGACCCUCGCACAUCCAUCCAGGACCAGGGCACGCUGCAGAUCAAAGCUCUGCGGCUGUCUGAUACUGGGACUUACACUUGCGUUGCUACAAGUUCCAGUGGGGAGACAUCCUGGAGUGCAGUGCUGGAGGUGACAGAAUCCGGUGGAGCAACAGUCAGUAAAAAUUAUGAUAUAAAUGACCUCCCUGGGCCACCAUCCAAACCUCAGGUCACUGAUGUUACCAAGAACAGUGUCACCCUGUCCUGGCAGCCAGGGACCCCUGGAAGCCUACCAGCUAGUGCAUAUAUCAUUGAGGCUUUUAGUCAGUCUGUGAGCAACAGCUGGCAGACAGUGGCCAACCACGUGAAGAGCACCCUGUACACCGUGAGGGGCCUGCGCCCCAACACCAUCUACCUGUUCAUGGUCAGAGCCAUCAACUCACAGGGCCUGAGCGACCCCAGCCCCAUGUCAGACCCUGUCCGGACCCAAGAUAUCAGCCCCCCAGCACAAGGUGUGGAUCACAGGCAAGUCCAGAAAGAGCUGGGAGAUGUCAUUGUACGGCUGCACAAUCCUGUUGUGCUGACACCCACGACUGUGCAAGUCACCUGGACGGUGGACCGCCAGUCGCAGUUUAUCCAGGGCUACCGAGUCCUGUAUCGCCAAACCUCUGGCCUGCCUGCCCCAGCUGUGUGGCAGAACCUGGAGGUCAAAGUCCCCACGGAGCGCAGCGCCGUCCUGGUCAGCCUGAAAAAGGGCGUCACUUAUGAAAUUAAGGUUCGCCCUUAUUUCAAUGAAUUCCAAGGGAUGGACAGUGAAUCCAAGUCUGCUCGCACCACGGAGGAAGCUCCAAGUGCUCCUCCUCAGUCUGUCACUGUCCUGACAGUUGGAAGUCACAACAGCACAAGCAUCAGCAUCUCCUGGGAUCCUCCCCCUCCAGAUCACCAAAAUGGAGUCAUCCAGGAGUACAAGAUCUGGUGCCUAGGUAAUGAGACUCGAUUUCAUAUCAACAAAACAGUAGAUGCAGCCAUUCGGUCUGUAGUAAUAGGUGGCCUAUAUCCAGGUAUCCAGUACCGUGUGGAAGUUGCUGCAAGCACCAGUGCAGGUGUGGGAGUAAAAAGUGACCCACAACCCAUAAUAAUUGGAGGUCGUAACGAAGUUGUCAUCACCGAAAAUAACAACAGCAUAACUGAGCAAAUCACUGAUGUGGUCAAGCAGCCUGCCUUCAUAGCUGGCAUUGGUGGUGCAUGUUGGGUCAUUCUCAUGGGUUUCAGCAUCUGGCUGUACUGGCGAAGAAAGAAGAGGAAGGGGCUCAGCAAUUAUGCUGUCACCUUCCAAAGAGGAGAUGGAGGACUAAUGAGCAAUGGAAGUCGACCAGGUCUGUUGAAUGCCAGUGACCCCAGUUAUCCUUGGCUUGCAGACUCUUGGCCUGCCACAAGUCUGCCAGUAAAUAACAGCACUAGUGGACCCAACGAUCUUGGGAAUUUUGGUCGUGGAGAUGUGCUGCCACCAGUGCCAGGGCAAGGAGAUAAAACUGCUACCAUGCUUUCUGAUGGAGCCAUUUACAGCAGCAUUGACUUCACCACCAAAACCAGCUACAACAGCUCCAGCCAAAUAACUCAGGCUACGCCAUAUGCCACCACUCAGAUCCUGCAUUCCAACAGCAUCCACGAGCUGGCUGUCGAUUUACCAGAUCCGCAGUGGAAAAGCUCAAUUCAGCAAAAAAAUGACCUCAUGGGAUUUGGUUACUCUCUCCCAGACCAAGGCAAAGGCAACAAUGGUGGCAAAGGAGGGAAAAAGAAGAAAAACAAAAACACUGCCAAGCCCCAGAAAAACAAUGGUUCAACCUGGGCCAGUGUCCCUCUCCCACCCCCUCCUGUGCAGCCACUUCCAGGCACAGAGCUGGAGCACUAUGGGGUGGAUCAGCAAGAAGCAGGAUAUGACAGUGAUGGUUGGUGUCCACCUUUGCCGGUUCAGACCUACCUGCAUCAGGGCAUGGAGGAUGAGCUUGAAGAAGAUGAUGAUCGUGUCCCCACACCUCCUGUCCGGGGAGUAGCUUCAUCUCCUGCCAUCUCCUUUGGGCAACAGUCGACUGCAACCCUCACGCCUUCCCCACGAGAGGAGAUGCAGCCAAUGCUUCAAGCUCACCUUGAUGAGUUAACAAGGGCUUACCAGUUUGAUAUAGCAAAGCAGACAUGGCACAUCCAAAGCAAUACACAACCUCCUCAGGCUCCAGUUCCUCCCCUAGGAUACGUAUCUGGAAACCUUAUUUCAGAUUUGGAAACAGAUGUUCCAGAUGACGAUGAUGAUGAGGAUGAUCUUGAAGAAGAAACUGUAGAAAUCAGUAGGCCACUAAGAGGUCUAGAGCAUACUCCAGGCUCCAGUAUGGACAAUCUAGACAGCUCUGUGACAGGUUCAAUGGUAAAUGGAUGGGGUUCUGCGUCUGAUGAGGACCGUAACUUUUCUAGUCAUAGAUCUAGUGUAGGUAGCUCCUCAGAUGACUCCAUCUUUACCAGCGGCACUUUUGCACAAGCACUGGUUGCAGCAGCAGAUAAAGCUGGGUUUAGGCUGGAUGGAACCAGCCUGACAAGAACAGGCAAAGCAUAUUCUUCCUCUCAGAGACCUCGGCCAGGCAGUCCUUUUUCCACUGACAGCAACACCAGUGCAGCUGCCAACCAGGGUCAGAGGCCGAGGCCCACGAAGAAACACAAGGGCGGACGUUUGGAGCAGCCCCCUUUGCCUCAUCGCCGGGAGGGAAUCACGGACGAAGAGGCACUCGUACCAUAUAGUAAACCCAACUUCCCAUCCCCUGGUGGCCACAGCUCUUCAGGAACAUCUUCUUCAAAAGGAUCAACUGGACCUAGAAAAGAGUAGUUGAGAAGACACAUUGCAAGCUGCUCUGAUGGACCAUCAGGUCUGAACUCAUGGAAGUGAUGACACUAAACAGUGCAAUGAACAUUUUCUUUAUUUAUGUACUAUUAAAAGAACUGUAAAUGCAAUGUAAAGACACACAGCCACACAUAUCCCACAGAUACUUUACUUGUGUUCUUCUCUUUAAUACACCAUCCACCUUAAACUAUUCCUUGUCAGGAGUAUAUAAAAAAAGAAAGAAAAAAAAAAUCACCCUCCAAGAUUAAAAGGAUUUCCUUCUGUAUAUAAUUUCUUUUGUUGCAUUGCUAUGCAAGCUCACCUUCUUUUUAGCUAUGUUCAUAUUCAUGUCUGUUUUUACUGGUCUGUUGUACUAUAUGUGAAUUAAUAGGCUGUGGUGCCAUAUAUUAACUUUUAAUUGUGUAACUUUUAUGUUUAAAGUUUGCACUGCAAUUUUAUUUGGUGAUAAGCACAAAACUCUACUCCUCAUGACAUGAAGAAAAAAGAGACUGAAUGUGUGAAGAAGGUUUACGUCCUGUAAACUACUUUGGAUAACGCUGGAUGUAAAGGAGUAUGUUAGGUGGUUUUCCAUUGGGGUGUAGAAAUGGGAAAGUGACAGGCAAAACUGAUGUCAGUGAAGACAUUAGAGACAGAUUUAAACCUUUUAAAAGCAAGCAACAUAGUUGCUCUUCCUAUAUAAGAAGGGGUCAGAAGUUGGAAGUGAGAUUAAAGAAUGAAAAUGAAAACUAAAAGUAGCAUGAGAUGGCCUAGACCCUUUCACUAGAAUGAUACCCUUAGUAUCUGCUUUUAGCCAUCCCAUGCCACUAAGUUAAGGGGAAGAAAAGCAAACCUUGCUACAAACAAAAGAACUUAAGGUGUUUCACUAAAGCUGUUUUUAUUUUGCAGUUUUAAAAGAAUUAUUACAGUUAAUUUCUCCAGCCCAAAAUAUAGGACAGAGAUUUUCCAGGAGAAACAAACCAUAUAAACACAAGGAAUACCUAGCAAGAAGAUAAGAAUGCAAUUUAUUAUUAAGACAUAUACAGGCUGCUUCCAAAAAAUUGAAAUGUCAAAGUAUCUUAUUUCAUCUUUCUAAUACAUGUACAGUAUGAUAGAGGAUAAAGCUGCACCACUGAAAUUCAUGACAUUAUUUGUUUUGAUGCAGUCUACACAACCCUUUCUGAGCCAUACCUGAAGUUGGAUCCACUAAAUUUGUAGUAAAAUAUUUAGUGUUUGGAAGGAAAGCAAUGGUCAAAUUAUUUUUGGUUUGCAUUAAGUAUAUUUCUGGCAAUACAAUACAUGCAAAAAAAUCGGAUAUAAGCAAAGAAAAUAUUUGACCUGUGUUUUAGUGAGUGGCUUCAAACUCCACUAUGAUGAGGAAAUAACAACACAUUUUUACACUUUUUGAAUAAACCAGACUCUGUAAGUGGACAUUAAUGACAGCAUCCUGUCUCUUCAUUAAUUUCCAUGACUUUGUCCAAGUCUUCUUUACCUUUCAAAUUUCAAAGAGUAAAUUCUCAAGCUUUUCUUAGAAUAUCGUGUGUGGCUAACCCACCCAUUACUUUGAUGCUUAAUUUAAAUAUUGCAUCUUACAGCUUAUUUCUGUUAGUUAUCUGACCAUGAGCACAAGUUUCCAUUGAAUACCCUUUUCAUAUAACCAGUCUAUGUUGUUUUAUAUUUUGCCUUGGAGCUCACCAGUAUUAAGAACACUUUUUGUCAUGGCAGAAUUUUAGAAAAGUAAAUUACGAUGCUAAAUAUGUGUUGCUUUUCAUUUCAUUAACUUGUUCCAUGAUAAGAUAAAACACUACAGCCAUCAACUAUAACUCAGCACUAUUGAAUAUUGGAAAAUACUAGUUAAUUCCCUUAAGGUCAAGAUGUGUUAUUUAGCAAGUUACAAGCAAAAAAAAAAGUUGAGGGAAAAAGUAUGAAAUUAUUGACAUAUGUGCAAUGAGUAUAUGCCAUUUUCCUGCUUGUUAAAACACUAUAGUUAAAAACAUAACUUAAAAAUGUGCAAAAAUGUUCAAGCAAGAUUAAGAAUGCAGCAUAAUUACAUAUGCAUGGUUUUUAUUUUGGUAUUACCAUAUGAAGAGAAGACUAUUCAGAGUACAAUUCAAAUUUAAUUCUCUGGAAAAUGUUUAACUCCGUCACCAAUAGUUGUUUUUUCCCUGUUUAAUUGAAAAGCUUGUGCUGAGCUUUGGUGGAACACCUUACUCACUCUGUUCUAUUCAAAAUUCAGUAUCAUUAGAGGUUGAUAAAGCCAUUCCAAUUACUUUCAAAUAUGUGUUUUAUCUCUUCCACUGGAAAGUAAAUGUGUGUCAGUAUUAAAGCUGUUCAGUACCAUGAUAUUCACUAACUUGUCCAUCUGCUUCUGUACAUUUUUGUUCAUUAAUAAUUUGCUUACAAUAUUACAUAAGGUGUUGUUGUGUAUGGCAAAGUGUCUCCAUUAUCUUACAGGUGAUGUCUCUUCUUUUUUUUCUCUCUCUCUUUUCUAUACAGUGUACUUCCAAUGAACCACAGUACAUAUUUUUUAAAAUGCCAUUUAAUUUACUA
This is a messenger RNA of Sturnus vulgaris (Common starling), 7539 nucleotides long. The record is from RefSeq and is a predicted model, not a curated record. NCBI's taxonomy places the organism in Eukaryota, Metazoa, Chordata, Aves, Passeriformes, Sturnidae.